CCGGGUGUCAAUAUGCAACAUGGCGGGAAGUGCUAAGGAAGCGAUAGUACCCGAUGUGCGGAAACUGAUAACAGCAUUAACGGAAUUUAAUGAAGGAGAAGAGAAUUUUGACUUAUGUGAGAAAUUUGCACUCUCCAAUCUAUGGCACCACUGUUUUCUGUCUGUGGAUAGCCAUGCUGUCCGUCGCAAAGUUGAUGGUAUGGUUACAAAGUUUGAGGUUCAUGGUCAUAUUGAAACAGCACGGAAACUGAGAGAGCUUGUCACCACAUUCUUAAGUGGUGAAGUAUUUCAUGACCAUCCACAGUAUGACAUCCAGUAUUCGCUGCUGUCUCUGCUUCUUCACUUGGCUAACAAUCCAACAGCCUCUGCUCAUCACCGUCAGGCAACUCAUACAGCUGUCAAAGUACCCGAAGAAGAAGAAGAAGACAGUUUUGACUGGGCUUCAUAUUUACGAGAAGGGGACGAAAAAUUUGUCUGUGUUUAUGAUGAUUCUUCAAGUGAAGAAUUCAGCAGUGACUUAGAUGAACCAAUAGAUGAAGAAGGAACUGACUUGUUAGCACCAGAAGUUAUUAACUCUGUUCCUUUUAUGAAUUUGGAAGUGGAAGUUCAGAAGAUCUCAAAAGAAGAUAUUAUUCAUAAUUUGCUAGAAGUUUAUUCAGCAGAGAAGUGGCUGGAAACUAAUGUUAUGCAGCCAUAUUGGACUUCUGAAGAAGUACAUUAUAAUGUGUCAAGCAGAUUUCCAGCGUCCAACUGGGCAAAACUGUGGGAUCAAUAUUUGAUUGAACAAGGACAUAAAGAUCCACAGACAAUCAUCCUCAGUGAAUACAAAGUUAUGAGGGAAAUUCUCUGGAUGUUCUUUACACCAACAACAAGUUACUUAUUCAGAGAAGUGAAUAAGAAGUUCACUGUAAAGCCAGAUAUUACCAUAUCAAGUCUCUCAAAGGACACAUUUGCAUUGUACUUGAAUCACCUGUGUCCUUACUUCACAAUGAUACGAGAGUUUCAGAACUUUGGUGAAGAACUGAAUUACAAUAGAGAAGUGGCAAAUUCUACAAAAUAUCCUCCCAAUACAUUCAUAGCAUACUGGACUGUACUGAAGGAGUUCCUCAAAGAUUUUAAUUCACUCAUCAUCCAAAUUGAAGUUAAAGUGAAAAAACAAGAUGAAACUUACACACUGCUGCAGCUGACUAAUGAACUGGAACCAAAAUUACAUGAGCUGAGUAGUAUGUAUUGUAUUCAUACAAGAGCAGUAUAUGAUUGGAAGACAUCGCCUAAUUGGCUCUCAGCCUCUUGUCUUCUUUCAGCAUUAUAUGGAGAAUUUGUAGACUCAUCAUCCAGCAAAUGGACUGCCAUUAUGCUGAAGCUGUUCCUAAAGAGUUUUGAAGUUUAUUUGGAUAUCAUUAGUGCAUGGCUGACUCAUGGACACUUGCAGGAUUGCCGGGAGGAAUUUGUGAUAUCACGAGACUGUGGAGAACUCCAGGAGUCUCAGGAGGAAAGAUAUAUAGUCCAACCUUAUGAAACAAUGCUGCUAAAAGCAGGUAUCAAGCCAUUACCAAUCUUACAAGUGAUUGUCAGCAAACUCCUUCAUGCAAGCGAAAGUAUGGAUCUACUGAUGAAGAUGGGCAGGCUAACCGAGACGCGAGGUUGUCUAUAUGAAGAAUUAAUUGAACAUACUGAAAAGGAUUUGUGUAGAUUUGCAUUGAAAGAAGACAAUCACCAGGAUAUGGGAGAGAAUACUAGCAGUAAUGUUACUGACAGUUCCAACCUUGUGAAUGAAUCUGACAGUUUCUUUACGGAGAUUAAGGAACAUUUAAUACGAUGUGGAGAUGAUUUCCUUGUGACAGCUUUUGAAAAUUACCUACCCUUUAAGCAAGUGGGCCAGGAUGUUGUGCAGGAAGAUGAAUGUAUAAAUGGUUUGAAAGAGAAAGAACAACAGUUGUAUGCAAGACUGCUUCAAAACAGCGGACAUCAGAUCUUGCCUGUUAAACAAGUACUGGAAGCUAACCUUUUGAGACUUGUAGAAGAGAAAUGGAAAGCAGCCUGCGCUAUGGUUAAACCAAUAUUUCAGCAUGAAUUCAAUCUUUCAGUACAUUUCAAGAUAAUAAGGGGAAUUUUUCUGAUGGAGGCAGGAGACAUCAUGCAUGAAUUCUACACUUCAUUGUUUCAACAGUUACAAACAUGUGAGGCCAGCUCUUUCUCGCUGACAAUUCUGUUGGAAAGUUGUGUGGAUCAGCAGUACCCAGAGUUCAGCUCACGUUUCUCAGUAGUCGUGGAUAACAACUUACGUUUUGCAACAUCUGUCCAAGAGGCAAUAAGUAACAUUAAACUCAGAUAUUCUGUACAGUGGCCUCUGUCUUUGAUACUGAAUGAACGAAGUAUGGAGUACUACAAUACUGUGUUCCAGUUUCUUCUGAAGAUAAAAUGGGCCCUCUUUUCCUUACAGAAACUUAGGUUCUCAGAUUUGGAGCAGAGAGAAAAUAAGCUAAGGCCUCUGAACAAGAGAGUGAUGGACCGAAUGCACAGACUUCACUGUCUGCGAUUUUGGCUGCUUCAUUCAGUGAGUAGUGUACAUGGUUAUCUCAUGGGGCAAGCAUUACAUUUGCUAAGCUCGGAACUGGAGCAGACGAUUGAGCAGGCACAGGAUCUGGAUGCUUUGGUGAAAGCUCAUGAUGUGUAUAUUCAGGCAGUGUAUGAACAUUGCUUACAGUCUGAUGACAGUCAGAUUAUCAGAAAUUCAGUUCUUAAGAUGAUUUGGGUUGCACUGAGAUUAUGUGAAGUUUGGGAGGCAGGAGCAGUGUUCCUUCUUGAAGCAAGACUUAAGGAGCUGGAGGAACUGUACUCCAAAUGCUAUGUCUUUCUGGCUGUUGUGCUUAGUAACUGGGUCGAUAAUGACACCAAGUCACACUUGAUAGAUCUGAGCGCUGCUUUUGAUACAUCAAGAUUACCCAAACAUUACCCAUCAACCUUCACCAUAAACUGAAGUGACAUCUGUAGUUGAUGCAUCAUACUCAUUAUGUAUUUAUUUUGUACUUAUGUAAUUUUUAUAUAAUAAAUUAUUGAUGUACAGAAAUAA
Cryptotermes secundus is the source of this 3073-nucleotide messenger RNA. It is a transcript of the gene Grip128, whose product is annotated as gamma-tubulin complex component 5. The coding region runs from base 20 to 2980 and encodes 986 amino acids. The transcript has 17 exons. NCBI's taxonomy places the organism in Eukaryota, Metazoa, Arthropoda, Insecta, Blattodea, Kalotermitidae. Gene Ontology annotation, molecular function: gamma-tubulin binding; microtubule minus-end binding. Gene Ontology annotation, biological process: mitotic cell cycle; meiotic cell cycle; cytoplasmic microtubule organization. The record is from RefSeq and is a predicted model, not a curated record. Gene Ontology annotation, cellular component: gamma-tubulin complex; centrosome; spindle pole.